Ostrea edulis (European flat oyster) is the source of this 11265-nucleotide messenger RNA. RefSeq lists its product as uncharacterized. The record is from RefSeq and is a predicted model, not a curated record. Bases 126 to 10481 code for a protein of 3451 amino acids. Gene Ontology annotation, molecular function: protein binding. NCBI's taxonomy places the organism in Eukaryota, Metazoa, Mollusca, Bivalvia, Ostreida, Ostreidae. The transcript has 56 exons.
UACUGAUCCACGAAACUAGAGAGGAAAUUUGCGGGCAUCAGUUCGCAUUCCAAUAGCUUCAGGCCAGAUAGACAUUUCCAUGCCAAGUAGAUUGUGAUAGAAGAAGGAAAGCAUCAGUGAUCAACAUGGCGAUGAAGUUAUGGGUUCUUCUUUUAUUUGCUUCAUCAUGGGAAAUGACAUACAGUAGAAGUUGUCACGUUGAGAGAUAUACCUAUUAUACGAAAACGUAUUACUACGAACGUUGUGGUUCUUGGAGAAACUGGUGGAGAUGUAAAAAAUCAAGAAAUAAAGAAGUUAAAGGACAGAGGUGCGCCGCCGGAUGGACCACGUAUGCUGGGAACACGUGCUGUUAUGCAAUAUGUGGCGGGAAUAUAACUCCCAGAGGUGCUUGUGAUCAAGCACAGUAUGUCGCCACGAAACAUGGUCUGAAAUGGAUAGAAUCAAACGGCGAAUGUAAUUAUCCGGGAGUUUGUACCAAAUGCAACAAAUAUUACUACAACAACGGCUGGAGAUGUACAGCUUGUCCAUCUAUACCACAUUGUUUGGAAAUGCACUGCGAUGCCACUGCUGAUUCAACAAUUUGUGCCAACUGCGAAGGAGUUGUUAUGGAUAUUCCAUAUCACAGAGCCUAUGUUAGAACUGAUGAUAGAAAACAGUGUCUACAGGCCUGUUCCUGGCGGACAGACAGCACCAGGUGCUACCCUGGUUACUGUGAGGGCGAGCUUGCAGACAAAUGCAACUGUACUCGAGGAUUUACUGGAAAGCAUUGUGAACAAAUGACAGAAUAUGCGGACAUUCUUGAUAACCUUUUCAAGCUAAGGCACAAUCACUAUGUGUUGACGAAUCCGUCCCAUUCCGUGGAUCCAGGGCCUCAUCCUGUUGUGUGGUCUAAUUACAAAAACUGGAAUCUGGCAGAAACCGAGUGGAACGCUAAAUACGUAAUCAAGGAACGACUACCCACAAAUGAAUCUCACUAUAUAAAACAGUUUAUCUACGGCAUCAUAGAAGCUUCUACCACUCUUAAUUAUACAUACACUGUUUGGGAUGUCUUAAAGACUAGUGUUAAUAUAACAGACACAACCAACUCGUCGAUAGAGUCAAAUUCCACAGUGGAUCCGGUUUUCAAUGUGACAUACGUUCCUAGAACGAAUCAGAAAAUCGAUCUACACGAAUGUUCCCAGGCGUCCAGUGCCACACCGGCAACAUCGUCUUUAGGAUGUAACAAAGUAUUUAUUCUGGAAUCUGAAUCCAAACCAUUCAACUUCAGCACAGGAGACACAUUAACAUUCACAAUACAGGCCAAAAUUGGAGGACAUCUUGUUAUGGAAAAUAGGGAAAGGGAAGUGAAUGAAACUCAUUAUUUGAUUGGAACAACCAAAACUUUGCAAUAUGUUUUCCGUUGGGACUUUGUUGAUCCUUAUCAUUGUGUAGAGUAUGCGGAAACAAAUAGCGACUGUAAAGAUCCACUUUCAGUUCCUGAUCUAACUGAAGAUCCUUCGAUUACAAUAAUAUGGAAUGAUUGGCGUGAUGACUUGGCAGGAUUGCAGGAGUAUCAUUAUGAGAUUCAAACACUGUCCAGCAGAGGUAACAUAUUGCAGGAGGAUGGACCUCUUAAAGAAAAUGGAACUGGAAUAAUUUACUUAAACGAGUCAUCGAAAUCAUUGAAAUUACCCGGAACUGCAGGACUUUUUUCCAUCCAUUUGACAGCUUAUGACAAAGCGGGAAAUUAUAAGACUACCAGACGUCUCGUUCUGUAUGACAGUAAUUCGCACGUGUCACACAACCCGCUACGGGUGACCCGUGUUCAAACAGGAUCAGAAAAAACAAACUACACAUGGAUUGUUGACAACACAGCUAUUGUCGAUGUCCAGUGGCCGAAGAGAUUUCGAAAUUCAUUGCAUGAUCAUAAUAAAUGGCUAGAUGAAGUUUCAAUAAAUCCUCAUAUUUCAGAGAAAUACGACGAUUAUUCAGGAUGGCGGCCUAUCACAAAAGUAAACAAUAUCGCAGGCUGUGUUGAUUUUAAGGUCGAGUUCUUUGUUUAUGAUGGAUCAGGCGUGAGAGAUUCAAGAGAGCUGACGUCAGUUAGUGAUAUAUCCAAAGAGUCUGAGUCACUGACUUUAGAUUGGUCGGAUGGAGACAAAGCGGUGAUAACGGUUGUAGCAGUGGACAUUUUUAAUAAAACUUUAAAUGAUACGCUUACAGUCUUCCGAGACGCUACGCCUCCCAUAAUAGAAAACCUGUGGUUGACACGCGGGGACAGACUGAACAUCAGUGUUCACAGGCUUGAAGACUUUACGGAGAUGACCGUUGAGUGGUUGGCGUAUGAUUAUCACAGUGGAAUUGACAGUAUCUAUUGGAAACUAUACGAUAAUUUUACUGGGCAGAACAUCAUUCAUGGUCAUGAAGAUUUGCUUUCUCAGGGAUCUUCUCAGGAUAUGGCAGAAUGCGUUCAGAAUUACAGUAACUAUAGCAGGGGACCUAACUGCUACCAAACCAGCCACUGGGGAGCAUACCAUAGACAUUUUCAGGUAAAACCGGAAGUGAAAAGGGAUGGUGGACUCGUUCAUGGCAAAGACAGUGGCGUACAUGAUUCCGACUAUUUCUUAGAAGUCAAAGCAACAAAUAAGGCCCUCUUAUCCACCGUGCUCACAAAGAAGAUAACGAUUGAUUUGUCACCUCCACAUACCGGAACAGUCCAAGAUGGAUUGAAAGGAACUGAUGAGGUGGACUUUCAACAGAGUAAGACUCUGAACGCUCACUGGGACGGUUUCUUUGACAAGGAGAGUGGUGUCAUGUUCUACAUGUAUGGCUUUAGUACUGAACCAAUUCCUGCCAGUGCCUUGCAGCUGGAUUCCAAUAAUUCAAUUGUGAAAGAAACAUAUGCAAUACAUGCAACUCACAUGGUGGCCACUGAGGGCACAUAUUAUGUAUGUGUUGUUGCCUACAAUCGAGCUCUGGAGCCUUCGAAGCCAGUGUGUUCUGACGGGGUCACUGUAACUACCACUGUACCAACAGUGUCAGAAGUGUACAUUAGUAGUGCUCACGUCAGAGAGAGUUUGGUGACAGACGUAGAGAGAACUAUGUAUUGGGUGGUCAGUAGAAAUAGACACAGAAGAUUAAUAGCUGAGCCUACAGCGGAUUGUGUGAGCAAGGCUGUGCCAUUACCUGACGUUGACAUGUUUCCGGUUGAUUACUACAAGAACGGUUCUUAUAUUCAAGUGAAUGGAUCAGUGUUUUGUGUUAACACGUCAACAACGUCCGCCAUUUCAAGUCCUGUUUUAUCAAAAUCAUCACACAUCAUUCUCUCUUGGUCUGCAAAUGAAACAAUCAUCCACGAUUACGAAGUUGGACUAGCAACAGUGUUUGGAAGCAGAGCUCCGGAUGUAAUGGCUUUCAGAUCUACAAACCAACAUCGUCAUACUCACUUGAUGCACACAGAUCUACCUGAGGGAGAACCUUUUUACUUCAUCAUUAAAACAAUCAGCAAAGCAAACGUUGAGGGCAUUCAGUCUAUCGGACCAUGUUUCGUUGAUACUACACUGCCAGCUUUUUCCCCGCCAAUAAGAAUCAUUCAUCAAAGUGGUUACCUAGUGGCCUUUUGGAGCGUUGGAAGUUUUUCUGAUGUGGAUGAUCCAUUUCCUCUUUCUCUUCAAUUUGCCAUUGGUCAUACUCCAAGAGGUACACAGGUACAGAAGUACAGAUCGUUAAUGACUGGGGUUAGCUGUGCUGAUACAAAACCAGCCAACUGUACAGCGAUGUCUGUGUCUGACAUGGAAUGGGGAAUUCACGGAAACCACACGUAUUACAUCACAAUAAAAGCUGAGAACGCGGCGGGUCUCACUACCUAUGGUGUGUCAGAGCCGUAUAUCCAUAAUGUGCAGCUUCCAUCAACAGGAAUAGUCAUGGACAUAGUGAAUGAUGUGGCUUUUCAUUUUAUUGACAUAGAAGACAUUGAUUACACAUCUGUGACAGACAGACUCUCAGCAAGAUGGACAGGAUUUUCUCAUGCAUAUCUUGACAUCACUUAUAAAUUCCGUGCGGGAACUUCACCAGGCACUGCUGACGUAAUUCCUGAAAAGGAUGUCGGACGAAAUAAAUCGCAUACUGAACAUGGUCUCACUUUGGCAUUUUUCAAGACCUAUUACGUCACCGUGACUGCUGUAUCGUCUGCUGGCAGUGUUGAAAUGACAUCUGAUGGACUGACGGUUGUCCAAGAAAAUGCGUCUCUGUCUGGUAUUUUUGUUUUUGAUGGCGAGGAAUGCGUUACAGAAGCAUGGAAUACUACCAUAAACCAAAUCCAUCAUGACUGGAUUAUUCACCGUAAUUGCACAAGAGACAGUGACUUUCAGUCGUCUACAGAUACUUUGAGUGGAUACUGGACAAUCUCGAACGAAUCAUUGCCUUUCACACCAGACAUGUAUUAUCGCAUUGAAAUGAAAUCUCUGUAUGGGGACGAUUGGAGUGUCUAUCAAAAUUACAGUUACAAUUACGGGAGUCGGCAUGUCCACGUCACUGGACUUCUGCUGGAGCCCGGCAGACUAUAUCGAUUUGGUGUCAAACCAUGUGCAAUACAGAUUUGUUACCAGCCGACACAUAGCAACGGUAUCCUGAUUCUAGCAAAUCCACCAGCAUCAGGUGAUAUAAUUGUAAACCAUGAUAAUUCGUCCUCAGAGGAAAAGCUUAUAGUAGUCAUGGAUAUGCUUGCGGACCCAGAUAUACAGAUUCCAAAAGAUAAAUAUGGAGUUAUCAACAGAUAUGAGUGGGCCAUCACGGACCAAUCGGAGAUUGGGAGAUUACACACUCUGUGGCAUGAACUGAAAGAUUUCCAAGUCAUACCUCAUAAAUACAAGAUGGAAUUCACGAUAACGUUGGAUGGAAAAAUUGACUUUUCAAAGUGCCGACGUUUCACCGUUAGGGGAUACAACAAGGCUGGGGUAUAUUCUGCGGUUUCUACAGAAAUCAGGGACUGUAGUGCAUUUGACCCUCAACUCAUCAAACCCAACAUUGUUAUUGAUGCUGUAGGAACACCAGAUGUCAGCAGAGAUGGACAUGGAGAAGUCAUUAUUUUGCAAACAAAUGCUAGAUGGUCACAUCCCGACAUGGACUAUACGCCAAACAUGAACUAUAUAUCCGCCGUUUGGCCUACUCUGCGCUACAAUUCUUACACCGUGGCAGUCAUCCGAACUCAGAAUAUUGAUGUCGCUACUUACUAUCUGCCAGCAACCAGCUUGUCCCUGAAAGAUCCUUGUAGACAUGCAGAUGCUAUAAAAUGUGAUAAAACAGAGCAUGAAUUUAUCAAUGUAAAAUUCAAUGACGGUGAGCUUGAACACGGACAACGUUAUGUUGUAUGUAUUCACACGGAACAUACGGAAAUUACAUACGAAAAAUGGACUCAAGUUCUUCCGGAAAUUAAUGUUUGCAGCGAUGGGAUUGUGGUGGAUCUCACACCUCCAUCUGCAGGAAACGUUUGGAUCGGGAAACAAGGACAACGAUAUCAGAUAUCUGCAACUGACUUAUAUGUGACCUGGGAUUCAUUCAUUGACGUAGAAGAGUUUAAUAUGAUAUCUCAUUCAUCUGGAAUUCAGAACUAUCAGUUAGGAUUAGGAACAUCUGUGGGCGGAAAUGACGUUGUAGCAUUUUUCGAUGUGGGUGUUGUCAAUCACAGAGCUCUCCAUGGUCUGACUCUACACAGUGGUCAUAAGUACUAUGCAACAAUACGCGCGACCGAUUUUGCCAAUAGAACAACUAUCCAAACAUCGCCACCCAUCAUCAUCGAUACAAGCUCUCCUUUAAAAACUGACCAGCGAAUAACUAUCUCAGGGCGUCACAUCAUAUCCAACUCUGAACUUGAAACAUGCUGGAAGGGCGUGUUCAGUGACCCGGAGAGUGGAAUUGACUUUUAUAUGUGGUCUGUUGGUUCACAGCCCGGUCAUUCCGAUAUCAUGGAGUACACUCGAGAGGAUUUUGAAUGUGGAGUGAAUGAUAAAAAUGAAAGACUAGAUAUCAAAGAAGGGCAUGCUUACUAUAUAUCUGUCAAGGCAUUUAAUAAAGCCCAUCUAAUGUCGAUGGCAACCUCUUGGGCCUAUACGGUUGAUCUCUCUCCUCCUGUCCAAGGUCACGUUUUGGAUGUUUUGCCUACAAAAAGCAUUACAGUAGAUAUAGACUUCCAAACAGACACGGAAGCACUGGCAGUGGUCUGGUAUGGGUUUCUUGAUCCCCAUUCUCUAAUCCAAGAAUAUUUUAUCAAUAUUGGAACUUGCCCUCUAUGUGAUGACGUCAUUGGACGACAGAGUGUUGGCCUUGUGAAUGAACUUACCAUAGAUUUUGUCCAUUUCGGAUCGGGUUUGACCUACUACACUACCGUUACUGCGUGCAAUUCAGCUGAGUUUUGUACCACUGCUGUCUCGGAUGGCGUUAUCAUGGAUAAUAGUCCUCCAAAUAUGGGCGUAGUUACAGAUGGUACCUCCCCUAAUGACAUGGAAUACCAGUCAAUCAGGAAUUGGAUUGGUGCCAGAUGGUAUGGAUUCACUGACCCUCAGUCUGGGAUAUCUCAUUAUGUCUGGUGGGCUGGGACAACUCCAGGGGGGAAGGAAAUUCUACCUGAGGAAACAGUUCACUUAUUUGAGGAGGCAUCUGCAUACAACUUCUCACAGGAGUUACCCGUAUCAAAGCGCAUAUACGUAACAGUCAGAGCAUAUAACAAAGCAGGCUUGUUUGUGGAUGCAGUGUCUAAUGGAUUUCUUGUUGACCAAACUCCGCCUGAGAUCAAAAGUGGACCAAAAUUCAAACGAGAUUUUGGUCUGACGGAAAACACACAAUUUUACAGGUCGUCUGUCAAGGUGGAGUGGGAUGUGGAUGAUCCACAAUCACACAUCGAAAGGCAGUACUUUUCUGUGAAAUCCCACAUCGGCGGUGACUUUGACUUUUUUUCUACCCAAGUAAAUGGCAUUGCAAGGGAUUUUAUUCUUAGUGGCAUGAAACUGCAUGAUGGAGUCACCUAUUAUGUGACCCUACAUUCAUGCAAUGGAGCACAAAUUUGUGCUUCUAGCACCUCUUCCGGAAUUCUAGUGGAUAGUACGCCACCAAGCAGAGGUAUGUUUGCGGUGCAGACUGACCAUACCGUUGACGCAGACUUGAGUCGUCACGUCUCCGGGUUUAUGACGUGGUGGAAGUAUUCUGUAAACCUCGCCUGGUUGGGAUUUGCUGACGCUCAUUCGGAUAUCACUCAUUACUUCAUCAAUGUGGGGUCACAUUAUAUGGGAGCUGAUUUAAAUGCUAAACCCGGUGUUCCUAAAAAGAUUAAUCAUUCGACAAGGGGAGAGGAUCGCUUUGAUGAAGGACUAGUUCAAACAUACCGAAUUAUAACCCAGAAACUUGUGGCCUUCGACUACCUAUAUAUUAGUAUUUGGGCAGUGAACAAAGUAGGAUUAUCAAGUGCCAUAGUCCACUCGAAAUUUAGAAAGCUUCCACAAGGAAUUUUAUUCUUAGUAAGACGAUGUGAAUCUGAAGAUUGUGAGGGGCAGUGUGUCUGCGCUCCUCAGGACAAAGUUUGUCACAAUAACGGUUCCUCUUGUAUUGACGUCACGAUAGGAAACACAAAUAAUCUCCUCCAAGUGUCUGACGUAAUGUUUGGAACAUCAGACAUACAAUUCACACCCAGUAACACGGCACUCCAAGGCAGGUGGUCAAUAGUCCAUAGGCAAGGCAGUCCACCUUUCAUGUACCAAUGGAGUGUUGGUUUCACAGAUCAUGACGCUCCAACUGGACUAUUUGAUUCAGAACAUGAUCGAGUGUGGCAUGACGCGGGACAAAACAAUUUUAUCAUCUCUACUACUAUACCGGGACAGUAUCUAGAGGAGGAAGUUUCUUAUUCUGUUUUCGUCAAAGCCUGGUACAACAAAAACACAUACGCAGUCUUUAAAUCGAAUGGAGUUAUCAUUGCAACAAAGAAACCCGCAACCUUAAAUAUUCUUGGGAGUUCGAUUACAGAGAAAAUGAUCGGCAGUGUCAUGAAAGAUGAUGAUUAUAUAAAGGAUGGUAUAUCCUUAAUGUUGAAUUGGAGAAAUAAGUUUUCCGACGGCAAUACGACAAUAAAAUCUUACCAUGUAUACAUCGGUACCGUACCAGGAGGUCAUGAUGUGUGGGACAGUGGAGAAGACCUGCCUAACACAGAGACAACAUACUUGGUUCACAGACUGUCUCUUUCACCAGGAGUCCAGUACUACACGAAUGUUAUCGCUUACGGUUUCUCUGGAAUUCACCACACAGAAUCAUCUGACGGAUUCAAAAUUGACAAUGUCAAACCGAGAGCAGGCAUCGUGUUUGACGGAAUAGGAGUGCAUGAUCUAGAGUACCAGAAUGCAUCGGAUAUUAUUGGAGCUAGAUGGCAUGCGUUUUUGGAUACUGGAUCUGGCAUAAAGAAUUACUUUUGGUGUGUCGGCAAUACAUCGACAAUUUCAUCAAUUUACUCGAAUACGGAAUGCAGUGUAAGGAAUUGGGAAAAUGUUGGUAUUCACAUAUCCGUUUCCAGACGUCUUGAGAAGGAUUUCGUUGUUGGAAGCAUUUACUACAGUAAAGUGUAUGCAGUAGACAACGUUGGAUUUGAAUCAGAUAUCGCCGUCUCUGAUGGUGUCACAAUUGACACAUCUCCACCGCAACCUCAAUAUCUUUAUCACACCGACAAAAACCUUCUGCUGAAUCCUUCCUUUGAAAUGUCAAACAAGUCCCUUUCAGUGGAAAAUGUCGAAAUUACCAACAUCUGUACGCUCAGUGAUAACUUUAUUCCGGACCACUGGGUUCUGACCGCUCAAAGCUGUGCCUCCGUUUUGUCAGCAUUGAAGAAUUUAGCCAGAGAUGGAAAAGCCUUUCUUUUUGUCCGAGGGAGUGUGAAGCAAGUUAUUAAUGGACUAAAAACUGGGGAACUUUAUCGUCUUAACCUUUUCUCGAGUCACCUUUCAGGAAGAGUUGCAUCCAUCGCUAAUAAGGAAGGGUUUGUUUCGAUUGGGAAAAUGAAACACGUGUUUCUUCUGUAUUCAAAGGCUUACAGGAAUGACGAGCACGGCUUAUCUUCCUCUCGUGAGAUUGUCUCCUGGCAUAGACAUACCUUUUAUUUUACUGCAACUGAUGUCACCACAGUUUUAGAGAUUGGCAGUGCAGAUGUCAAAACUGGUCUGUUUGUAGACCAUGUGGCAUUUGAACACGUAGAGAAGAAUAAAAACGAUAGUAUAGACUCCCAUGUGUCCGCCCAUGUCGUUUAUUUACAUGAAUGGGGUUCUAUACACGGAUCAUGGAGUUUCUUCGAAGAUUUCAGUCCGAUAAGGGAAUACCAAUGGGCAAUAGGUUACACAAAAGGUGGUACACAGUUACAAGGUUUUACUAGUGUUGGACAAAAUAAUUUUGGAAUGAAUGCCAAUGUUACCCUUGUCCACAACACGUUUGUUCACAUAACGGUAACUUCAUUAAAUACUGCUGAACUCCUCGGAAUAUCUUAUUCUGUUCCCAUCAUCGUUGAUCUGACACCACCCAUUAUUUCCUAUGUGUACGAUGGAAGGUCAUCAAGUGGAGAUGAGGAUGCUUGGACAGAUAGUGAAGUAGUCCUUAAAUUUAUGGUAACAGAUGAAGAAUCGGAUGUUGAUUAUUGUGAAUGGGCAAUAGGCUACCAACCUCAAGGAAUAGAGUUACAGACAUUUGAAAGAUUGAUAACCAAAGAAACAUUUUUUUCAAAAGACUUUGAAUACAGUUUACUCGAAAAUCGAACUGUAUACUCGACAAUCAGAUGCCACAAUCGUGCCGGAUUAUCAACCUCCAAAUCGUCGGAUGGAGUCAAAAUUUCAAUACGUUCACCAUCAGUAGACCAUGCAGAAGUAGUUGUUCUCCCGAUGUCCAUUACUGAGUACCAAGCUGGUAGUCAUUAUCAAAGCGUCAAAAACGGUGUUAAACUUCGGUGGUCUGGUUUUGAUGACUACGUAGGAAUUGAACAGUACAGGAUAAUUUUUUCUGGUGAUGGAAAGAAAAUUGAAGAGAAGAUGUCCUUCCCAAUCGGACAAGAUAUGAAAACUGCAAAUAUCAUGAAUUUGGAGAUGGUUGCAGGCCUGAAGAAUAUUACUUUUCAAGCGAUCAAUAAACUUCUUCUUUCAAGCAGCAACGUUCUGUACAACGUUACAGUUGUUAAAGAUAAACCAGGAAAAGAAGAUGGGAUACCUUUGAGAGUGACAUGGCAUGCCGGAAACAAAGAAUUUACUGUAUCCUGGGACAAAGUAUUCACUUCCAAAUAUCCAUUGUUCUACGAAGUUUCUGCGGGAACUGUUGAAGGCGGAACGAACAUUUUACAAUGGCAGGAGACCACACUAUCCAGUAUCACGUUUGAUGUACCACCAACAAUCACAAACCUGUCCAAUUUGUCUGUCCACGUGUUUGUAAGAGCAAUCAAUGUCGGGGGAACUUACGAGGACAUCAAGGGAUUCAUAAGACUUUCUAAAUAAUAAUGUACAUAUUAUCAAACUACUUUGAAUGUUUUGUAAGACACAGGAAAACAUUACUUCAUACGCAACGUUUUCUCUUACAAGCUAACUGGAUUUAAAAAAUAGGAAAUUAUUUCAUACAAACUCUUUCACAGGGUUUUAUUGUCUUAGAAAGAAUUCCAGUUUAGAGCAGAAUAAUAAAAUUCGAAGACGUCUUCGUACCGAAUUCAAAACACUAGUACGCAUUUGUCUGUUUAUUUUUAACUUUUGAAACGUGUUCUAUUUUGUAUAUUAGGCGGCCUACGUUCCUAACCGAUCUACUUGAACUUUAUGCAUGUUUUCUUAAAAACCCUUUGUAUUGUUAGUAUCACAUGGGAAUCCUUAUUAUAUUUUUAUCCUGUGAAUUUAAUAUGUUUCGGGUUAUUUUUAGUUUGCAACUUCAAUUCUUUGUUGUAUUCCAACAAUAUUUAAUACUAAUAGAUCUAAAGAUUUGCAUGUAUGUAAUCAAUGCAGCUGUGACAUCAAUUUUCCAUUCUGUGACCUUUAAACUGUCCAUGUAAACGUUUUGUAGCAACUCGGAAUAAGAUGGAGGUUCAAGGAAUACGUGACAUUUUAUGAACUAUCCACCAUGUUACUUUGUAUUAUUAAAUCAAUACAUUUAUUAAAAGUAUGGAUAUAUGAAAUGAAAAAGGCCUCAGAGUAUCAUUGGAUGAUUUCCUCAGCUAUCUGGCUUCUAGUUAUGAAAAUAAUUGUAGAUCUUCCACUGCAUAAAGUACUUUUAAAUAAUAAAAAUCAAAUACAGAAA